Molecule: messenger RNA, 4688 nt
Organism: Clarias gariepinus (North African catfish)
Lineage: Eukaryota; Metazoa; Chordata; Actinopteri; Siluriformes; Clariidae
Gene: snap91a
Product: synaptosome associated protein 91a
Exons: 28
Coding region: 469-3156 (895 amino acids)
Biological process (GO): synaptic vesicle budding from presynaptic endocytic zone membrane; clathrin coat assembly; clathrin-dependent endocytosis
Cellular component (GO): clathrin-coated vesicle; clathrin-coated pit; extrinsic component of presynaptic endocytic zone membrane
Molecular function (GO): clathrin heavy chain binding; phosphatidylinositol-4,5-bisphosphate binding; 1-phosphatidylinositol binding
Source: RefSeq, a predicted model, not a curated record
GAGAGCGCGCGCUGCGGGACAGACAUGAGGAGCACCGGCCGGAGAGAGACGCGUUAACGGAGAGAGGAUUAUUAUUAUUAUUAUUAUUAUUAUUAUUAGCGUUUGUGGGAGCUCUUACACACACACACACACACACGCGCGCGCGCGCUCCGGUGGCGGAUGAGCCGCAGGUCUCUGAGUGUGACUCGGUUCCGUUAGUACCGACCGGGACAGACCGACAGACCGACAGUGUGAGUGUGUGAGUGUGUGUGUGGAGGAGAAGCGGCACCGCGCGGCCUCGGUGAUCUCCGGAGCGGGAGAGCGGAUACACACACACACACACACACACACAUACACACACCGCUGUAACACACCGGGGAGUGGAGGAGGAAUAAUAAUAAUAAUAAUAAUAAUCAGAGUGAUCUCCCCGCGGCGGACACACACACACACACACACACACACACACACACACACACACCGGGCGGGGAGAUGUCGGGUCAGACCCUGACGGACCGGAUCGCCGCGGCCCAGUACAGCCUGACCGGGUCCGAGGUGGCGCGCGCUGUGUGUAAGGCCACAACGCACGAAGUAAUGGCACCCAAGAAGAAACACCUGGAGUACCUGAUCCAGGCCACGCAGGAGUCGAACGUGAACAUCCCUCAGAUGGCCGACACGCUGUUCGAGCGAGCGGGGAACGCCAGCUGGGUCGUGGUGUUUAAGGCCCUGGUCACUACACAUCACCUCAUGGUGCACGGGAACGAGAGAUUUAUUCAGUUCCUCGCUUCCAGAAACACGCUGUUCAACCUCAGCAACUUCCUGGAUAAGACCGGAUCACACGGCUACGACAUGUCGACGUUUAUCCGCCGUUACAGCAGGUACCUGAAUGAGAAAGCGUUCUCCUACAGACAGAUGGCCUUCGACUUCGGCCGAGUGAAAAAAGGAAACGACGGUGUGAUGAGGAUGAUGGCUACAGAUAAACUCCUGAAAGGCAUGUCCACGCUGCAGAAUCAGAUCGACGCCCUGCUGGAGUUUGAUGUUCAUCCUAAAGAUCUGAUCAAUGGCGUCAUCAACGCCGCGUUUCUACUCCUCUUUAAGGAUCUGAUUAAACUCUACGCCUGUUACAACGAUGGAAUCAUUAAUUUACUCGAGAAAUUCUUCCAGAUGAAGAAAGGUCAGUGCAAGGACGCUUUGGAGAUCUACAAAAAGUUCCUGACUCGAAUGACCAGAGUGUCGGAGUUCCUCAAAAUCGCAGAGCAAGUGGGCAUCGAUAAGACCGACAUUCCCGAACUCACCCAGGCCCCUGAGAGUCUGCUGGAGUCCCUGGAGACACACCUGAACACACUGGAGGGGAAGCGGGGCUCAACAGCUAAGAAGAGUUCUUCAGUCAGUAAUGGAACUCCUGCAGGAACUCCAGUGAAGACGGUGGAUGAAGUUCCAGCUCCAGCAGCAGCAGAAGCUCAGAGUGUGACUGCAGCUCCAGUCGGUGGAUUCAGUGAUUUGGUGGAUUUUGAUUUAUUAGCCCCGAGCGCGGGUGCUGCAGCGGCGCCGGCGUCGUCCUGGGGAGACCUGCUGGGUGAGGCUGCUGCCGUUAGUUCUUCCUCUACACUCCUCUCUGAGCCUGAAUCUGUCGCUCCUGCUGAAGUCACUGAAGCGAGUCAUGCUGCUGCAGCUGAGCCUGCGGCUAAUGCUAACGCUCCUGCUCUGACUAGCGCUGGUGCAAAUGCUAAAAGUGCUGCCCCUGACCCGCCCUCCUCCCUGUCGGACAUGGACCUGUUCGGAGAUGCAUUUGCCCCCUCUCCAGGUGAUGGAUCAGCUGAGGGCGGAGCUCCAGCAGUGGCUGCUGAUGCCUUUACUGGAUCUGACCCCUGGGCUCCCUCUGAAGGCAGUGUGGAAGUCGCCCCAGAGCUCGACCUUUUUGCUAUGAAACCAGCAGAGGGCAGCACUGAGAGUCCAGCUAAUGGAGAGCCGAGCACCACGCCCACUGUGGCCCCUGAAACCACCCCUGAAACCACCCCUCCAGCCCCCUCCCCCCCAACCACAGAGUCUGCGACCCCCCCGCCCCGCCCAGCCCCCGCGGCGCUAGACUUCUUUGGCGAUAUAUUUGAUUCUGUGCCCGAACAAAACGCCUCCUCAGAGCCCAAAGCUGCUGUAACUCCCACUAACGUAGAUCUGUUCGGUGCAGAUCUUCCUGCUGUUUCUCGCGGGCCUUCACCCUUACCUGACGCUUCAAUCACUGCUGAUCUUUUAUCUGACUCUUUUAUCACUCCGACUCCGACUCCAGCUCCAUCUCUCGAUACUGUGUCUCCACCCAAAACUGAGGCUCCUGUGUUGGACCUGCUGGACACAUUUGGGGAACCUGCAGUGGAACCACCCACUUCUACUUCUACAGGAGAUCUGCUUGGAGGUUUGAUUUCUCCCAUUGCCCCCAUUGCUCCUGUUUCCAUGGGAACAGCAGCAACUGUUGCCCCGAGCAACCUGCUGGAUUCGGGCUUUGAUGCUUUUGAUUCGCCACCUGCCCCCUCUGUGACCUCUGACCCAGUUCCGACCUCUGCAGCUGAUCCAGCUUUCGAUGCACUAGGGGACCUCCUCAUGCCCUCCAUUACCCCUCAGAGUACUGGUGGCAGUAGUACUCCUAUAGUUCCUGCAGCAUCUCCUAUGGUUCCUGUGGCAACGGUUCCAAUGGGAGCCCCACCAGCCACGCCCACCGCUAUGCCAACCAUGAUGCCCAUAUCACCCGCCAUGAUGCCCAUCACCAGUCUGCCUCCUAAAGCCAUCAGUAUAGAUCUGGAUGAAUCACUGGCCAACCUGGUUGGAAAUCUGGGGAUGGGAAGUCAGAAAAAGGACGGGGAAAAGAAGCUGACGGGUGGACUGAACUGGACCCCUCAGGUGGCCCCCACCAGCUGGAGUGCUCCGCCCAUGGCUGGAGCAACAGCUGGAGCGCCCCCUACUGGAGCCAUGCCACCACCCAUAGGAGUGCAGCCUGCUUUUAGCCUGCCCCCUGCAGGAGGUUCUGGAGCUCCCAUGAUCCCUCAGCAGAUGAUGAUGGGACAGUCGAUGAUAAGACCACCGUACGCAGGAGCAGCUGCACCCCUGUCUCCAGGUCCUGCAGUUCAGAGUCCUAAGAAGCCACAGAGUAAAGACCCGCUGGCCGACCUCGACAUUAAAGACUUCUUAUAAUCUCUGAGUCUCAGCUCUGGUGAAAGCUGAUUCGCUGAUUGUUUACACCAACAUACACCUGAAGAUCCAGCGGUUAACCCCGCCCCUAUUCCAUAACCACGCCCCUCCCAUCUGCGCUGUUUAAUGUCAUAGCACAAACUGUGAAGUCAAUUUUAGAGGAAAAAAAAAGGAAAAAAAUUCCAAUGAAGAGUGAGAAGAGAGGUGUGUGUGUGUGUGUGUGUGUGUGUGCUUUAUCUCCAUGUGAUCUUUUCUUUUAAUAGGAACCAAAAAAAAAGGAAAAAAAGGAAAAUUUAAAAAUGUGCAAAUGUGUAGACUUUUUGCCAAGUGUUAGCUUCAGAGCGUGAAUGAUGUGCAAGCGUGUGUGUGUUUCCUGUGUGUGUGUGUGUGUGUGUUGUGUUCCUGCAGAAGGUUUUGCUCUCCUCUGUAUCUGUGGAUGAUGUGACUCUGGUUAUUAAACGAUGCCGUGAUCCCGCUGUUGGUUCUACACCUUUGUUUAUGAAUAUAACUUCAUGACGUAUACAUAUGCAGUAGAAACUCGUACCUGGGCUUCGAGAUCCUCUCACCCUCUUACACCUAGACGUUUGUUUGCAGAGUGACGUUAUUCCGCUCCCCUGUUAGUUUUCUGGGCAGGUUUCCAUGACAACGUGAUGGAGCAGAUGCUUUAACAGAUGAAACUCCUCACACUUUUGGAGACGACACUGAGGUCACGUCAGUGACAAUGAUGUGGGCGGAGCUUACGUUGAUUUCGAUCAGCUUGCCGUAUUACAUCAGGUGACGUUCGCUCGCGGAGCAGACGCUGCGCUAAUCUUCACUCCUGAUCUAAAGCAGCAUUUCAUUAAACACACGUCUGCCUGCGGUCUCAUCGCUGUGAGAGUAACACACGUGUGUAACAUGGACGUGAAAGUAUCUAGCGCGCGUGUAAAGGUGUGAGGCUCCGUACACUCCGUCCUAAAAAGUUUACAUUUCUAUUUAUAGAAAAUAUUUCGUUUUAUUUCUUGUAUUUUUCCGCCCUGUGACUAAAACACAUGUGUCCUAAAGAAUUACCCAUGAUCCUCUUGUGCAAUUAACCCUGUGUUCCAACACUGUUGUUUAUGCAAAGUUCAGAGUGUGUGUUCUUCCCAGGUAGUGUGCUAAUACGCGAGCGGAGCAGGAACUGGAACACAGCCAUGAGGAACUGAAGAAACCAUUUCUCUGUAGAUGAUUAAAAUAUAGAUUAUUUCAGAUGGUGUGUGUGUGUGUGUGUGUGUGUGUGUUUCAGAUGAGGGUUACUGUUAAACAGUGUUACAGUAAUAAAAUGUAGUGUAAAUUGAAUGCUAUGACACACACACACACACACACACACAAAGAUGUUUUAAUCUUGGUCUUGAUCAUCUGUAGAUCUUCAGUUAAAAUCCUCUGAUCGAAAAUGGUGUGAGAUUAUAUUAUUCAUUGAGUUUAUAUAUGUUUAUAUCUCUGUAUUUAUAAAUAUAUUUAUUUUCCUUGAUUUUGUCAUAUCUUUCUGCUCCCUGACCCAGUGCAUGUACACCUUUUGA